Dracunculus medinensis (Guinea worm) is the source of this 852-nucleotide messenger RNA. The record is from the annotation of a GenBank genome assembly. Lineage: Eukaryota; Metazoa; Nematoda; Chromadorea; Rhabditida; Dracunculidae.
AUGCAUCGAAAGAGAACAAUCCUGGAUUAUUUUAAUUCAGGAUCUGUUGAUUCGCCAUCAUGUUCGGAAAAUAAAUCAGUUAAACUCGUACCUUUCGAUAUGCUUAAUUGUCCUUCGGAAGUGAAGAAAAGCUCUAAACAACCUCUUAAAAUUAAAGAUGAUGAUCGCCAAUUGAUUAUUGAUGCUGGACAAAAGAAUAUUGGAAAACAAUUAUGUCCUAUGUGUGAAAUGGUUUAUAACAUAGAUUCUCAAGCAGAUGUAACUGCUCAUAAAAAAUUCCAUUCGCGUUUCUCUGAAAUAACUUGGUUUCGAGUUACUGUGUCCCAAAUUGAGCGAUGGAAGAAUGAAUUAACACUUAUAUAUGGUAGCGGAGGAUUCAUAUUUAAUGUUAAAAAGUCAACCAAAUGUUCGAUAAGAAAUCGCAUUGAAACGAUUAUUUUGGAAUGUGUUAAUGCGGAACUUGGUUAUACCGAUGAUUUAGCCAAAGUCUGGUCAUUUGAUGAUUCUCGGCAAGCUUGGGUAUUCAUUCAGAAUGGACUUGAAAAUAGUUCCCCAUUCAUUGCUGGAAUUGUUUUAAUUGAACCUUUAAAAAAGGCAUGUUUGAUAAUUAAUGCACAUUUAUACACUUCCACUGGGUCGCUAAUGGGUGUUGAUCGGAUCUGGGUUCAUCCAAAAGUAAGGCAUUGCGGCAUCGCGCGCAAACUACUGGAUUGUGCUCGGAAGCAUUUUUCAGUGCAGGGUUGUUUGCCAAAAGAGAACGUUAUUUUCAGUGCACCAACUAAUGCUGGAUUGGCUUUCGCCAAACAUUAUAAUCCUUUUUGUGAUCCAUUGUUUUACAAUCUUUCUGCAUAA